Molecule: messenger RNA, 1275 nt
Organism: Ochlerotatus camptorhynchus
Lineage: Eukaryota; Metazoa; Arthropoda; Insecta; Diptera; Culicidae
Exons: 3
Coding region: 1-1275 (424 amino acids)
Source: RefSeq, a predicted model, not a curated record
AUGGAAGCCUGGCAGCAGGAAUGGUUCCAGUCGCGGACCACAUUCCUGAGAAAGAUCAAGGAAACCGUACGCUCCUGGCUGAACAGCCAAAAGUAUAAGGACCAGUGGAUCAUCUCAAGACUCCGGACUGGCCAUGCGAGGAUUUCCUGUAAUUUCCGCAAGGUUGGUUUAAUUUGCGCCUCGGUGGAACACGUGCUGUGUGUCUGCCCGGAGUUCCAGAAGCUACGUGAACAACAUGGACUCCCGGAGAACGUCAGUAAUCUGCUUGGUUACGACCCCUCGACGUUGGCUGCACUGAUCGCCUUUCUGAAGGACGCCCACUUAAGUACUGACAGUGUGCCUACUACAAACGAUGAUGAAAUCAUUCAGCAACUCAAGGAAAAGUUUCUAGAAACUCAUGAUAAUAAUGAGAAGUAUCGCAUUCUCACGACUUUACCUAGAAGCUGGUCAGCAUAUAAAAUAACGAAGGAAUUCGGUGUUUCUCAAUAUAUGGUGGAUCGGACCAAAACACUACAGGAAAACAAGGAGAUAAUGACGACACCAGGAAGAAAGCUGAGCAGGGCGUCUUUAGCAGAAGAAACUUUAUCACUCGUGCGUGAAUUCUAUAUCAGUGACGAAAUAAGCCGAGCUUGUCCAGGAAAACGCGACUAUGUUAUUACAAAAAGUGUCGAUGGUAAGGUUUAUAUACAACGAAGAUUAGUAUUGUGUAAUUUACAAGAAGUUUAUGCCAUUUUCAAGGAUAAAUAUCCCGCAACUAAAAUAGGGUUUUCAAUGUUUGCAAGUAAACGCCCUAAGCAUUGCAUUCUGGCAGGAACGAGUAGCACACAUACUGUUUGUAUGUGUGUUUACCACCAAAAUGUUAAAUUAAUUUUUAAAACUCUUCAAGAUAGAAAGUCACUUCCAGUUGAUGUGAAAUCAUACCAUGACUUGUUUUUUAAAAUUCUUUGCACCAACCCCACAGAACAGUGUUGGUUAAAAAUGUGUGAAAAUUGCCCAGGUAUACAAAAUUUGGCUUCAGAAAUGGUUACCAUCCUGACCGAUGGAAAUGUGGAAUCCUUAAAAUUUAAACAAUGGCGUCAAACUGACCGUUGUAUCAUGGAUUUAGUGGAGUUGGAAACUCAAGAGUUUAUAGACAUGUUUUUGGAAAAGUUAUCCGAUUUAUCACCACAUGAUUUCAUAGCUGAACAACAAGCGCAGAUGUUGCAGGUAUUCAUCCUGCCAUCUCUGCCAAAACUGCAGAGUUUGAUGCUGAAUACGCUUCCAGCGUACCGAUAG